This is a messenger RNA of Lathyrus oleraceus (garden pea), 2187 nucleotides long. RefSeq lists its product as uncharacterized. The transcript has 15 exons. Gene Ontology annotation, biological process: transcription initiation at RNA polymerase III promoter. Gene Ontology annotation, molecular function: RNA polymerase III type 1 promoter sequence-specific DNA binding; RNA polymerase III type 2 promoter sequence-specific DNA binding. The record is from RefSeq and is a predicted model, not a curated record. The coding region runs from base 328 to 2016 and encodes 562 amino acids. Lineage: Eukaryota; Viridiplantae; Streptophyta; Magnoliopsida; Fabales; Fabaceae. Gene Ontology annotation, cellular component: transcription factor TFIIIC complex.
ACCAAACCUUUUUUCUCAUUCCAUGCAAUCCAAUUUCCUUUCUUAGGUUGCCAGCUGUCCCAUCAUGUGUCCCAUGGGUCCACUUAACUGCUGAAAUUCAAAUUUAUGCUCCCCUAUUGUUGCCUUCGGCCGCCCUUCCUACCGUGCCGGCCUGGUAUCUCCACGCACGCGGCAGCCUUCACCACCGUCCUCCGUGCCACGGCGCGCAGCUGACAACCACCUUACGAGUACUGCACUUCGCACCCACUAGCAGUUCAGUCCAGCUACAUCCUUCAUCUUUUCCAUCCCCUGUUUAAGAAACUUCAUUGCAGGUAGGGCUAUAAGUAAAUGGGAGUGAUCAAGGAUGGCACGAUCUCCGGGGUCCUACCAGAGCCUCAUGGAUUUCUGGUGCACUAUCCUGGUUAUCCAUCCUCAGCCUCUCGCGCUAUUGACACACUGGGUGGAACUCAAGGCAUCCUUAAGGCUCGCAGUUCACAAUCAAACAGAUUAGAGCUCAGGUUCCGCCCUGAAGACCCUUAUUCUCAUCCUGCAUUUGGGGAGUGUCGUCCCACUAAUGCUUUACUUCUGAAAAUAUCCAAGAAAAAAAUUCCUGAUGAUGAUGGUGCCAAAGCUUCUAAUAACAUGUGUGGAAUGGAGCAUGUGAUGCAAGAAAUUCCUGUAGAAAGUGAGCACGGAGCUGCUGAUAAAGUAGAUGAAAAGGAAAGUCUCUGUGCUGAUAUUGUUGCUCAUGUUCCCGAGGCUUAUUUCUUUGAAGGAAUGGCCGAUUACCAGUAUGUUGUUCCUGUCCAUGCGGAUGUUGCAAAGAGGAAGAAGAGAAAUUGGGCAGAACCAGAAGAAACACACUUAGCUAAGGGCAGUCGUAUAGAUGUGGAUCAUGAAGACAUUAUGAUCAUAGUGCCUCCGAUUUUUUCUCCAAAAGACAUGCCAGAAAACUUAGUCUUGAGACUACCUACCGUGUCAAGUUCAAAAAAGAAAGAUGAUCAGGAAAUUGCACAGCCCCAUUUUGAGAUCGACAGGGAGCCAGUUCUUGCACUUGAUUUUCACAUUAAAGAAAUUCCUAAAAAAGUGAAUUGGGAGGAAUACAUACCACAAGGCUCAGAUCAGUGGGAGUCACAAAUGGCCGUAUCUAGAUUGUUUGAUGAGAAACCUAUAUGGUGCAAAAACUCACUUACUGAACGCCUGCUCGAUAAGGGCUUAAGCUUUUCACAUGGCAUGUUAAGAAGGCUUCUAUCUAGAAUUGCUUACUACUUUUCGAGCGGACCAUUUCUAAGGUUCUGGAUAAAGAAAGGAUACGAUCCACGCAAAGAUCCUGAUUCUCGCAUUUAUCAAAGAAUUGAUUAUCGGGUACCAGUCCCAUUGAGAAGUUACCUUGAUACUCACUCGGCCAAUAAAUUGGAACAUAGAUGGGGUGAUAUAUGUGCCUUCCGUGCUUUCCCUUACAAGUUCCAGACAUCUUUACAGUUCUUUGAGCUUGUUGAUGAUUAUAUUCAAUCUGAAAUAAAUAAGCCUCCAAUGCAGGCAACUUGCACAUUCGAAUCUGGGUGGUUCUCACUCCGAAAGAUCAAUUGUAUUAGACAACUUCUUAUGGUGAGAUACCUAUCAAUAUUUCCCAGCAAGCUACUUACAAGUUUACUCAAGACUGCUACUUACAAGUUUGAGAAGAUGAAGAGGGAGUGCAAUAGGAUCUCUAUGAAGCUUGAUGGAGUGGAACCCCAGCAAGCUAAUACAGGCUUGGAAGAAAGUGAAGAGCCCGACAAUGUUGAGGAUGAGGACAGGGAGGCAGCUGAGGCUAAUGAUAGCGAGGAGGAGGAAUCGGAAGAAGAACUUGAUCUGAUCGGAGAUACUGAAAUGCCUCUGCCGUCUCCUUCUCGUCUGAAUAUUUCAAUGACCCACUUACAGGAUCUGUUUGGUAGCUUUCCACCUGAUGAAAUUGACGGCAACAAAGCGCCGGAAAAUGGUAGUGAAGAAGAAUACCAGAUAUACGAGGAAGAUAGUGACAACUACUCAGAAGAAUGAUUGCUGACUUUUAGAAAUUAUAAGUAUCAUACAAUACAGAUUCUUUCUGGAAUUGUACCUGGAGAUUUUGCUGUUUAGUUUAGAGGACCAUAAACAUGUCUUUGAGGCAAGCUUUAAUGUUUGUUGAAGUUAUAUAAUGAUGGUGGUUAUUAUCUAGUUUCUUUUUGAAUA